Egretta garzetta (little egret) is the source of this 824-nucleotide messenger RNA. RefSeq names its product dolichyl-phosphate mannosyltransferase subunit 1, catalytic (gene DPM1). The transcript has 8 exons. Gene Ontology annotation, biological process: GPI anchor biosynthetic process; protein O-linked glycosylation via mannose. Gene Ontology annotation, cellular component: endoplasmic reticulum membrane. Bases 107 to 574 code for a protein of 155 amino acids. NCBI's taxonomy places the organism in Eukaryota, Metazoa, Chordata, Aves, Pelecaniformes, Ardeidae. Gene Ontology annotation, molecular function: dolichyl-phosphate beta-D-mannosyltransferase activity. The record is from RefSeq and is a predicted model, not a curated record.
GACACAGGAAAUUGCUGAACAACUGGAAAAGAUAUAUGGGUCAGAUAAAAUACUUCUAAGACCCAGAGCAAGAAAGUUGGGCCUUGGCACUGCUUAUAUUCAUGGAAUGAAGCAUGCCUCUGGAAAUUUUAUUGUUAUUAUGGAUGCUGACCUCUCUCACCAUCCAAAAUUUAUUCCAGAGUUUAUCAGAAAGCAGAAAGAAGGCAAUUUUGAUAUUGUAUCUGGAACAAGAUAUAAAGGAAACGGAGGAGUAUAUGGCUGGGAUUUGAAAAGAAAAUUAAUCAGUCGUGGUGCCAAUUUUAUAACUCAGGUUUUGCUGAGACCAGGUGCAUCAGACUUAACAGGGAGUUUCAGGUUAUACAGAAAAGAAGUCUUACAGAAACUAAUGGAAAAAUGUGUUUCUAAAGGAUACGUCUUCCAGAUGGAGAUGAUUGUUCGGGCUAGACAGUUAGGAUAUACUAUUGGAGAGGUUCCUAUUUCAUUUGUGGACCGUGUCUAUGGAGAAUCUAAACUGGGAGGCAAUGAAAUAGUCUCCUUCCUAAAGGGACUCUUGACCUUGUUUGCUACAACAUGAUAGUUUAUUCCUAAAUUAACUUUUUUAGAAAAACAGUUUCUGACAUCUGUGUGGUUUUUAAUACAUAAUAGCAGAAGCUUGAUAAUUUGUGUGGUGACCAGAAGACCUGCUAUAAACUAACAAAUGAACUACCAAUAAUAAACUACUUAUAUUGUAUCCCAAAAUGCUCCUUUCAAAAUAAAUGAACUGUAUGUUAAACUAAAAACUAAUAAAGACUAAUGCUUUAUUCUAUUUUUGUAAAAAUAAUGAA